AUGCGCCCGCCUGACAGCUACGAGAAAUUGAUCGACGCUCUCUCACUCGCCUCUCCUAUUGUCCGACUUAGCCGUGACAAACCCCAGAUAGAAGUGAAAAUGGAUUUCGAUUACAUCUACUCAGACGUGAUAUUCGAUAGUCAGCAUCUCGGCGAAAUAACAACCGACGAUGCUCUGGAAGAACAUGAACUUGUUCUGCAAGACCUGAUCGAAGAUGAUGCAUUCGUUGAGGCGGUACUGGGAGAGGGCAACGAAGAAGGGGAGAUGAUCGCAGCAUUGUUGAGGGUCGCCCGCGCUCACGAGAGACCCUGGACCGAAAAGUUGCAGCGCAAACGCCUUGCUCGUCUAAGAGAAACCCAACAAAACGAGCGGACUGAGCCACCACCAGAUAUUUAA
Messenger RNA from Rhinocladiella mackenziei CBS 650.93, 396 nucleotides. RefSeq lists its product as uncharacterized. The record is from RefSeq and is a predicted model, not a curated record. The coding region runs from base 1 to 396 and encodes 131 amino acids. Lineage: Eukaryota; Fungi; Ascomycota; Eurotiomycetes; Chaetothyriales; Herpotrichiellaceae. The transcript has a single exon.